Molecule: messenger RNA, 2798 nt
Organism: Mycena citricolor
Lineage: Eukaryota; Fungi; Basidiomycota; Agaricomycetes; Agaricales; Mycenaceae
Source: the annotation of a GenBank genome assembly
UCACGGAACUGUCAAAUCUUCAUUUCUGCUCUGGUCUAAUACCUUCUACCUACUACCUUGUAAGUUGGUGCAUACGACCUGCCUAAACAUUUCCUCCACGAUAACUGGUACACUAUUAAUGUCAAUUCAUUCGCUUUGUCCGGUCGUAACAUGGAUUCCCUCCAAGUCUCCCUUUGCACGCCAAUCUUUAAGCAAGUUGAUGUAACUCACAUAGCCUUCACCCCAUGCCGAAGCGCGAGCAGCUUUGAGCUCUUCUACCGGAUCUUUGAGACGGGCAUGCUCUCCUUGGCUGUUGAAGUAUCCUGGCGUGCAUCCAGGAACAGCAGCGAACCAUCCGGAUCUCUUGACCACCUCGUCGGCCCAUCGUUCCUCGGCGUCCUUCUCAACCUCGACGACAACCUGGCCGGGACGAUCAACGUCUUUAUGCGCCUGUGCGACUAUCCAGGCGACCUGCUUGGAGACCGUGUCGAGGGCGGACAUGAAGUUGGCCGUGAACCCAAGCUGGGAGAGACCAGGGAGGAAGAAGAAGUUGGGGAACCCGUUCGAUGCCAAGCCAUGCAGAGUGCUGCACCCUUCUUCUCGCCACUUCGCCUCCAUAUCCCGCCCGUCACGGCCGGUGACUCGGAAGUUUCCACGAGAUGCCGGACACCCAGACCCAGCAACGAGCCCGACGAUGUAGCCCGUGCUGAGAACGAGAAUGUCGAUCGGAUAUUCCUUGCCAUUCGCGAUCACACCGGUGGCCGUCAUUGAGUCUACGCCCUUCCCAUCAGUGUCGACGAGUGUGACAUUGGGCUUGUUGAAUGCGGGGAGGUAGUCGUCGUGGAACGUAGGACGCUUGCACCAUACGGGGUACCAGGCCUUAAGAUUCUCGGCUGUGGCAGGAUCUUGGACGAUCUCGUCCACCCGGGCCCUCACUCUCUCGGCGCGGGGAAGGUCAACGGCAUUUAGUGCGGCGAUAUGGUCGGGGACCUUAUCGGGCGUGAUAAACGUGGGAGUUGGUGCUCCGUUGAUGCCACAAUAUGCAGGCAUUUUGCACCAGCCGUCCGCCACCAGAUCCGGGCCCUCGGGUGUGUUGACCAUAAUCAGAUUGAAAUUCAUCGCGCGGGCCUGCUGCCAGCCUUUCCCGGUGGCGAUCUUCGUCUUCCAUUCGAUAGGAUCAGUGCGGCGCUGGCCUCGCACGUCGACGCUCGACGGUGUUCGCUGGAAGACGUAAAGAUGUUUCGCCCACUUGGCCAGUUCAGGCACGACUUGAAUGGCUGUCGCACCAGUGCCUAUGAUGCCCACGCGCUUGUCUUUGAGCUUGUCCAUGGUCCAAUCUGUCGGUGUUCCCCCGGUGACCGGAUAGUUCCAUCGAGCGGUGUGAAACAUAGUGCCCUGGAACGUGUCCAUGCCAGGCAGCAGCGGUAUCUGAGGCGAAACGAUCGCUCCAGCGGCCUGACAUAGGAACUGCCGACUUUCCAUCGCUUCUGAUCGUCGAGCCACUGCGCCUCGUGAUAGACCGUUCUGAAGGACCCGUUGUUCUUGAGCCCGUAGUGCUCUGCGAUGUGUUCGGCGUGUUCUCGCAGUUCGUUCCCAUAGGCAUACUUGAAUGUCGGCAUGUGUCCGAGUUCCUCCAGCAGGGGCAUAUAGAUGUAGCUUUCGAUGUCACACAUCAGGCCUGGAUACCGAUUCCAGUACCAAGUCCCACCAAAUCCGCCUGCCGCGUCGACGAAGCGAAUGCUCGCCGGGUCGAAACCAGCCUCGACCAGACGCGCAGCCAGCACAAGCGCACCAUAACCGGCGCCGAGAAGGAGGAACUUGAUGUCGUCUCCGUCGUUCAGCACAUGCUGUGCAUUGUUGAGAGCAUCGUGAUCGACCCAUGGGUCGGUCUCGAGUUGCUUGAACUUGUCCGACAGCGCGAGCUCCACAAACUGCGAGGUUCCAUCUGAACGCAGCCGCUUCUCGCGCUCUUGAAGGUAUUUGUCUGGGAUACCGGUUUCGCGGAGGCCGUUCAUUGUGGAGUUGGGACUGGAAGGUACUUCUGUAGGGCUUUUAUACCAUUCAUCGGCUUCGCUCCGUGGUAUGGGAAGGGAACUGCUCACCCGAUGAGAUUAGACAGCUGACGAGUCUGCCCUCGAGAAUGAUUGAGCCAUGCUCGAAACUGGAUUGGACUUCACAAGAGGUUGGACAUCCCAGACCAUUGGUGGAUGUCGAGGAGGUGUAGCUGCAAGUACCCAGCCCAUCUGGCUAUCAUCAAUGAGGGUCGGCGCAAUCCAGAUAAGGGUCACGUUAUCGCAUUUCACGGCAGAGCCAACGUCGGAACAGGAAUGCCGCUGUACCCCGCAUUCUCUUUGAGCCACUUAGACUCGAAGCCUCGGGCUCAAGCUCCUUCUUCAUCGAUGCAGAAACAAGCCAAGCAGCAAGAAGGCUUCCCAGUCAGUUUGGACUAAUGACCAUCAGCCCAGCUGAUUAGGUGCUGACUUGAACGAAGAGGUGCGUGAUCGGAAAAUCGUGGCCAACGGUCCCACGACACACCACACUCCCAAAUUGGGAAAUUGCUUGGUGGGAGCAAAUAUCGGCGAUCGACUGCAGGAACACUCUGAUGUAGUGGUUGACAACGACAGAGGACAGAAAUGUCCUCAGCAUCCCCUGUAGGUACCCUCGUAUGAGUCUUCUCCCCUCAAAAUUACUCCUCCCAGUGUAGAUGGUAGUCGCGUCGUUACUAUAGGUUUCUGGGUGCUCAGCACUCUUUCCAGGCCACGUACUACUUCCAGACCGCAUGCAUUCACAUAGUAAUUGAGACUGUGCUAUUGAUCGUA